This is a messenger RNA of Gloeophyllum trabeum ATCC 11539, 729 nucleotides long. RefSeq lists its product as uncharacterized. Gene Ontology annotation, biological process: tRNA wobble uridine modification. The transcript has 4 exons. The record is from RefSeq and is a predicted model, not a curated record. Bases 1 to 729 code for a protein of 242 amino acids. Gene Ontology annotation, cellular component: elongator holoenzyme complex. Lineage: Eukaryota; Fungi; Basidiomycota; Agaricomycetes; Gloeophyllales; Gloeophyllaceae.
AUGUUUCCGCCUCCCGAUUUUCCGGCUCCGGGGGACUUCAUAUUGGUGACAGACCAAAUACUAUCACCAGCGGACUUCCAGCUUCAUCGAAUGUUAGCUUCCCACUUCAAAGAUAAUAAGAAUGCCAUAGGAUACGUUCUAUCCGUAUCAGAGAGUUAUUCCCGUUGGAAGGCUAUUGCAUCGCGAGCGAACGUGAACAUUGAGACCCUUGUCCAGUCCCAGUCUCUACGAUUUCUUGAUCUAGUCCCGGACCUUAGAUCGAGUACAUCUCCUCAAGAGUCCUUGCGCUCCUCGAUUCGAGAGUUACGGUCGCUUCUGCAGCAGCAGCGGCACGACGUAACUGGACCCUCUCUAGUAAUACUGGAUGAUAUCUCGAGCUUAGAAUGGAUCGGAUAUCCAACCGACGAUCUCUCCCAAUUUUGUCGGGCGCUUGUGGCACUGGCACGAAAGUACAAUUCCCCCCUGGUAAUCAGGCAUCACAUAACAACUGCAGAUGCCCCAGACGACCUAUACCGCCUCUUGCUCCAGCUCUGCACCUACCAUAUAGAUGUUCGGCCGUUAUCCACCGGGCGAUCGGGUGCGGUCAGCGGAGAAAUUUCCUUGCAAUCAGGGCCCUCGAACGCCGCGACGAGGGUGAAGACAAUACCCGGACAUCGAGCAGUGCAGUACAGGCUUACAGACACUGCUGCUGUAUACUUCGAAAAGGGAACGGGCCAGGUUGUUCUAUGA